AUCCGUGACAAGGCCAAACUGAUCUCGUCUACAGAAGACCUGGGGAAUGACCUGGCAGGUGUGAUGGCACUGCAGCGCCGACUGACCGGCAUGGAGCGGGACCUCGCAGCCAUCCAGGCCAAGCGAGUGGUAGAGAGGGUGAAAAAAGAACUGCCUUUGAUUGAAGAGCAGCUUGAUGCUCUGCAGAAGGAAGCAGACAAACUGGCAGAGGAACAUCCCGAGGAGGCUGAUGCCAUCCGUCAGAAGAUUGCCCAGAUCCAGGACGUGUGGCAGGAACUCAGAGUCAUUCUGAAGAAGCGAGAUGAAGCCCUAGGAGAGUCCGGCAACCUGCAGAGAUUCCUGCAAGAUUUAGACAACUUCCAGGCUUGGCUGACACAGACACAGACAGCCAUUGCCUCAGAAGACAUCCCCAACAACCUAGCAGAAGCAGAGAAACUGAUGACACAGCAUGCUGCCAUCAAGGAAGAAAUCGACGGGUACGAGGAGGACUACGCCAAGAUGAAGGAGAUGGGAGAAAAGGUGACCAACGGCCAGACGGAUGCCCAGUACAUGUUCCUGCGUCAGCGUCUGGGCGCGCUGGACGAGGGCUGGGAGGACCUGCACAAGAUGUGGGACAACCGUCAGGAGAUGCUGUCCCAGUGUCUGAACGAGCAGCUGUUCCUGAGGGACGCCAAGCAGGCGGAGGUGCUGCUGGCACACCAGGAACACUUCCUCACCAAGCAGGACGCUCCCCGACGCUCGGGUAUGGACCAGAACUCCCUGGAGGCGGCGGAGAGCGCUGUGAAGAAACAGGAGGCCUUCAUGCAGACCAUGGAGGCCAACGACGAGAAGAUCAACCACGUGUGCCAGUUUGCCAACCGGCUGGUGGACGAAAACCACUACGCAGCAGACAAGAUCAAGAGCAAGGCUGAUACCAUACAGGAUAGACGAGAUGGCAACAGAAAAUUAGCAGACGAUAAUCUGGAGAAGCUACGAGACGCUCUACAACUUCAACAAUUCCUACAGGAGUGUGAUGAAUUGGGUUACUGGAUCAAUGAGAAGUUACUGACAGCCCAGGACGCCCUACCAGAGGGCACCCGUAACCUCCACAGUAAGUGGCAGAAGCACCAGGCCUUCAUGGCCGAGCUGGCAGCCAACAAGGACAGACUGGACAAGGUGCACCAGAAUGGUGACGACCUGAUUCGCGAGAAGCCGGAGACAGCGGACGUGGUGAACGACCGGCUGCGCCAGCUGCAGGAGCAGUGGGACGAGCUGGAGAACACCACCCAGUCCAAGGCACAGAAGCUGUUUGACGCCAACAAGGCCGAACUGUUCGCACAGAGCUGCGACGACGUGGACACCUGGAUCAACGACAUCGACACACAGGUCAAGUCUGAGGAGUACGGACAUGACCUGACUAGUGUCAACAUCUUGUUGAAGAGACAACAGCUUCUAGAGAAGGACGUUGACAUCAAGCGUCAGCAGAUGUUGGAGCUCCAGAACCAAGCAGAGGUGUUGAGGAACGAGGGCAGCAUUGUGGAUGAGGUUGAUGGAAAGAGAGUGCAGGUUGAGGAGAGUAUGGCCUGCUUGGCUACCUCUGAGUCGGUGAAGGAACGGUUUUCCCAGCUGGAGGGACCACUGGCAGGCAGACGGAAAAUGUUGGAGGCCUCCAAGGAGCUGCAUCAGUUCCACAGGGAUGUGGAGGAUGAGAAGUUGUGGGUAGCAGAGAAGAUGCCUCAGGCCACCUCCCGGGACCACGGAAACAGCCUGCUCAACGUGCAGACAUUGAUGAAAAAGAACCAGUCGCUGAGAGCGGAGAUUGACGGACACCAGCCGAGGAUUGACGAGAUUUGCGAGCGCGGGCAGGCCAUGGUGAGCAGAAGCCACCCCAGCUCAGACGCCAUCGAGCACCAGAUCGAGGACAUGCAGAACCAGUGGGCCGUGCUCAUCGACGAGGUGGACGCUCGCAAGCUGCGGUUAGAGGAUUCUGAGAAGGCACAGCAGUACUACACUGAUGUGGCCGAGGCAGAGGCAUGGAUGAGUGAGCAGGAGCUAUACAUGAUGGCAGAGGAAAGAGCAAAGGAUGAACCAAGUGCAAACGCCAUGUUGAAGAAACACGAAGGCAUUGAGAACACCAUCGAGGACUAUGCACAGACAGUCCACGAGUUGUCUGAAACCAGUCGCAACCUUAUUGCAGAAAACCAUCCAGAAAGCGACCGAAUAGCGACGCGGCAGGCACAGAUUGACAAGCUGUACGCCGGGCUGAAGCACCUGGCGGAGGAGAGACGGGGUAAGCUGGACGAGACGCUGCAGCUCUUCCAGCUGAACCGGGAAGUGGACGACUUGGAGCAGUGGAUCGCUGAGAGAGAGGUGGUGGCAGGAUCACAUGAGCUGGGACAGGACUACGAGCAUGUUACAAUGUUACAGGAUCGUUUCCGAGAGUUUGCCAGGGACACAGGAAACAUUGGGUCGGAGCGCGUGGCGGCGGCAAACGAGAUCUGCGACAAGUUGAUUGACCAGGGCCACUCUGACGCGGCCACCAUCGCCGAGUGGAAGGACGGUCUGAACGAGGCCUGGGCGGAUCUCCUGGAGCUCAUCGACACAAGAACGCAGAUGUUGGCAGCGUCGUACGAGCUCCACAAAUUCUACUAUGACUGCAAGGAAGUCCUGGGCAGAAUACAGGAGAAGCAGCAAUCCAUGUCAGAUGAACUAGGCCGUGACGCCGCCAGCGUGACAGACCUCCAGAGGAAGCACACCACGUUUGAAGCCGACAUCCAGGCCAUUGGGUCCCAGGUGGUGGCCGUCCAGGAGGACGCCAACCGACUCAAGUGUGCGUACGCCGGCGACAAGGCCAAGCAGAUCGAGCAGCGCGAGGCGGAGGUGCUGGAGGCGUGGAACAACCUGAACAUGGGCGUGGAGGGCCGCAAGGUCAAGCUGGGCGACACGCUGGACCUCCACCGCUUCUUCAACAUGCAGCGCGACCUCAUGCUCUGGAUGGAGGGGAUCAUCAGGCAGAUCAACACGGAUGAGAGGCCUAGAGAUGUGUCGGGCGUGGAACUACUGAUGGACAACCACCGCAGCGUGGAGGCCGAGAUCAACGCUCGUGACGAGAGCUUCGCCGAGUGCAUCCAGCUGGGCAACAGUCUGAUCGAGAGGCAACACUACGCCUCCAAGGACGUGGAGGAGAAACUGGUGCAGCUGAAGGAGGAGCGCAAGACCAUGGUGGACGCCUGGGAGAGAAGAUGGGACUUCCUGCAGAUCAUGCUGGAAGUGUACCAGUUUGCACGGGAUGCGUCCCAGGCCGAGGCGUGGCUUAUGUCCGUCCAGAACUACCUUAGCAAAGAGAAUCUGGGAGAGUCUGUGGCUGAGGUGGAGAAACUGAUCAAGAAACACGAGGCGUUCGAGAAGUCCACAGGCACCCAGGUGGAGCGCUUCACCGCCCUGGAAAGACUUACCACUCUUGAACUGCGGGAAAAGAAGAAGACAGAGGAGGACGAGUUCCGCCGCACACACCCAGAGAGCCCCAAAGCCGUCUCUCCACCAAAAUCUCCUGCAAGCCAUGACUCUGACGACGAGGCCACCUGGCAGCCUCCGGCUGAAGCGCAGGCUGUCCAAGCCUCGCUCCAGCAGCAUGUGCUGGAAAGUGAGCCUGACGCGCAGCAUCACGUGUCGUUUGCGGAGCCCGGGUCCCCGAUGUGGGUAGAGGUGCACGACACCCCCGUGGAAGACGAGCAUGAACCCUCCCACCUGGAUGUUUCCACUGACAUUGAUACUGACCCUGAGACUAAUGUUGACACUGGUGCCAGGGAGGAGGCACAGGCUGUGGUGGAUGGAGAAGUGGCUGAGCCAGCUAAACCUUCCCCAGAGCAACAGCCCGUAGUGAACGGCGAACAUGAGGCAGCACAGGAAGCGGCGCCGUCGGCUGAACCCGUGGUGAACGACAGCGGGGAGCCCGGCCAGGCUGAACCCUCCAUGGAGGGCAUGCUGCACAGGAAACAUGAGUGGGAGGCUCACGCCAAGAAGGCUUCCAACAGGUCCUGGAGCACAGUGUACACUGUCCUACGUGACAGCACACUCAGCUUCCACAAGGACCAGAAGGCCUUUACCUCCAAUGUCACCUUCCACGGGGAGGAGCCCGUCACAGUGGUGGGGGGCACCUGUGAAGCAGCUACCAAUUACACCAAGAAAAAGAACGUCUUCAGGCUUAAGCUGGCCAAUGGUGGAGAGUACCUAUUCCAGGCUAAGGAUGAGGAUGAAAUGAACUUCUGGAUCCACAAGAUAUCAAGCAUAGCAGACGUAGGGGAGUCCAAGGAGCCGGCGCGUGCAGCCACAUAUCCACCUACACGUGGCGAGGCAGGCGACUCUUCUCCCCAGGCACCGGAGAGGAAGAAGAGAGGCUUCUUUACUCUAAAGAAGAAAUAAAAAGUGCUAGUGCUUUUAACCACUAAGUUGCAUGUAUCGUGUACUAAGAAUCUCUAUAAGUAUAAUGUUAAAAUGCAAUGUCUCAAAUUUUAACUGGUAUGUAGCGAAUGAGGAGUUUACUGUUACAAGUCGUAGUGUAAACUGUACUCAGUGUCAAUCCUGUAUUCAGAUAAUUCUGAAACCAUUUUGUGGCUAUUACUGCUAUUAUUGGAUGCAUUAAGAGAUGUGAACAGAAUCCUGCUGUGAUUUUCAAUAACUACAUAGCAAUUUCAUCAUUAUUCAUAGUACUGGUUAAGAGAACUUAUGGAUCCAAAUAAAAAAAGGUGCUGUAAGACUAAGAGAACAUGGUAAUAUAAGGUAAUGUCUGCAGCAAUUGUAAUUCUGCCGCUUCUACAGUGUUGUUUCCCUUGCGUAUGCAAUACCCUCGUAGUAUUAGGGAUGUACCUGUGUAUGAAACGUGCUGUCAGACAGUCAAUCAUUUAAACAGAAGUAAGGACUCCACUGUUGGGCAGCAAAUCUUCGUGUUUUCAAGUUAGAGCAUGCCCUUCUGUAGGUGUUAAAGCAAUUACCAUGCUUUGUUUACUUGUAUGUUUGAUACACACCCUUACAUUGUAUGGAGGUUACGUCUAUUAGCAGAGGAGACAGGCUUGUCACGGUCUGACUUUUCUAUAGAGCAUAGCAAAAGAAAUUUCGAGGCAAGGCUGUUGCUUCUGAAAGCUACUGGCCAUUUUUUUGUUUGUACAUGUAUUUUUUGGUAGCCAUAGAAAGUCUCGCACCCCACUUCAUGUAAUUCUAUAAUAAAAAAAAAGAUUAUAAGCAUUUUUUAUUGUGUAUUUCCAGCUUCCAAGUUUGCUUGUCUUUUGUUCCUUGGUCAAAAACAAGAGAUUGCGAUCUUCAAGCUCACAUAACAGUGUUGCAUAACCAUUUGGGGCAAAAGACAAUAAGUGUUCAGAUUACCCGUGCUUGCUUUCCAGAAGAAAAUAAAUCCACAAAUUAGAAAUA
Branchiostoma belcheri (Belcher's lancelet) is the source of this 5403-nucleotide messenger RNA. Its product is annotated as spectrin beta chain, non-erythrocytic 1-like. Gene Ontology annotation, cellular component: cell junction; plasma membrane; cell projection. The record is from RefSeq and is a predicted model, not a curated record. NCBI's taxonomy places the organism in Eukaryota, Metazoa, Chordata, Leptocardii, Amphioxiformes, Branchiostomatidae. Gene Ontology annotation, molecular function: phospholipid binding; actin filament binding. Gene Ontology annotation, biological process: actin cytoskeleton organization.